This is a messenger RNA of Plasmodium gallinaceum, 1602 nucleotides long. RefSeq names its product conserved Plasmodium protein, unknown function. Gene Ontology annotation, molecular function: fatty acyl-CoA hydrolase activity. The transcript has a single exon. Gene Ontology annotation, biological process: acyl-CoA metabolic process. Bases 1 to 1602 code for a protein of 533 amino acids. NCBI's taxonomy places the organism in Eukaryota, Apicomplexa, Aconoidasida, Haemosporida, Plasmodiidae. The record is from RefSeq and is a predicted model, not a curated record.
AUGUAUAAAUAUUUUAACAUUUCCCAAUUUAUAUCAAGCAAAAUGUGUACUUUAAAUAAAAGUUAUUUAAAAUUAGAAAAACUAAAUAACGAAAUUUUUAAAAAUUUAAGAAAUAAAACUCUAUUAAUGAAAAAAGAAAAUGUAUAUGUAUAUCCACCUGAGAAAUACUUAAGUAUAACAGAUAUUGAAAAAUCAUGCCCAUUAAUAUUUGGAACACUAAAGCACAAAUAUAAGAUAGAUACUACACUUUUAGAAACUAAAGUUAUUUUAAAAAAAUAUUUGGAAUCAUGUAAAAAUGAUUGUUCUGAUAAUUUACAAACUAACAGUAGUAGAAUAAAUUUUAAAGAACUUGAUGUUAAUGAUAAUAUUAAUUUAGUAGAUAAUAAUAACAAUAAAAUAAAUAAUGAAAAAAUUGAAAAGAAUAAUUUUGAUGCAAUUUCUUCAUUUGAAGGUAAUAAUAGUGUAGACUUUUUAGAUUCUUUUGUUCAAUUGAAAAUUCCUAUUUUGAGUGAAUAUGAACAGAAUCACCUUUUUAAACAUAUAAUUGAAAUAAUUGAUUCUUUAGCUGCUGAUGUUGUAUACAGACAUAGUAUGGGUUCCUAUAAAAAAAAUAAUAAGUUUAACUUUGUAACUGUUUUAUUUAAUAACUUAAAAGUGUACCAAAAAAAUAAAAUUCAUCAUGAAUUUUGUUUUUCACUAGAUCAACAAAAACCACUGACAAUAAACUGUUAUAUUGUUCAUUCAGGGAAUACUUCAUAUAUAUUAAAAGUUGAUUUUUUUCAAGAAAAUCAACUUAUUUUUGAUAUAUAUUCUACAUUUGUAAAUAUAAAUAAUUUAACAUUUAAACCCCAAUUAGUGGCUGGUGUGAGUAAUCAUACAAAAAAUAAAGAAUAUGAGGAAGUAAAGGAAUUUGCAUCUCACCUUAAAGAUAUACAGAAUUUGUUUAAUCAUAAAGAUGUUAAAAAUAAGUAUUUAGAUAAGAAGGAUAUUAAUUUUAUAUUAAAUUAUUUUAAAAAUGUAAGAGUAGAGAAAAAACCAUACAUAAAAAAUAUUUAUGAAAAUACAAAUAUUUUUGAACAAAAUGAAAAAAAAGAUGAAGAAUAUGAAAAAGAAAAUAUUUUAUCGGUCAUUGAUGAUAUCCUAGAUAAAGAUGAUUUAUCCUUUUAUAUAGGAAAAUCAAAUUUUUAUUGUAAAGAUUCAUAUGUUGAAUCAAAUUACUUUAUAUCAUCAGAAUUUAAGAAUAUACACAAUUUUACAUUUGGAGGAUACUUAGCUUAUUUAUCUUUUUGUCAUGCUAUGGUAAUAAUAAAAAAUUUCGUAGCAUAUCCAGUCCUUAUUGAAAUAAAUGAAAUUCAAUAUAUACUACCUGUUCCUUAUAAUUCUGUUGUUUCAUUUAAAGGAAAAGUAGUUUAUUGUGAUAAAGAAAAAAUUCAAAUUAAAAUUUCUUCAUACUGCUUUGAUUUUAAGAGAAGUACAUAUUUUUUAACAACAAUUUUUGAUUUAUCUUUUGAAAAUAAUUGUGAAAUAUCCUUUAUACCCCAAUCUGAUGAAGAAAUUAAAUUUUACUUAUUCAGUUAUAUACGCUCACAACUUUUACAAUAA